Molecule: messenger RNA, 3525 nt
Organism: Salvelinus namaycush (lake trout)
Lineage: Eukaryota; Metazoa; Chordata; Actinopteri; Salmoniformes; Salmonidae
Product: extracellular sulfatase Sulf-2-like
Exons: 19
Coding region: 58-2712 (884 amino acids)
Cellular component (GO): Golgi apparatus; cell surface; endoplasmic reticulum
Molecular function (GO): calcium ion binding; glycosaminoglycan binding; N-acetylglucosamine-6-sulfatase activity
Source: RefSeq, a predicted model, not a curated record
UACGGCAGCAGAGUGGCCCCUGCUUCAGUGAGAAGGAGGUGAAGACAAGGUAGAUCCAUGGGAGGACGGGGCCUCCUUCUCCUCCUCCUCCUGGGGGUGGUCUCCCCGGCCCAGGGCUCGUCCUUCCUCUCCAGCCAGCGACACCGGACACGUCUGCAGAGGGAUCGCCAAGCCCGCAACAAUGUCCGACCCAACAUCAUCCUCAUCCUCACUGACGACCAGGACAUCGAACUGGGCUCAAUGCAAGCCAUGAAUAAGACACGGCGUAUCAUGGAGCAGGGAGGCACCCAUUUCUCUAACGCCUUCUCCACCACUCCCAUGUGCUGCCCAUCGCGCUCCUCUAUUCUGACAGGGAAGUACGUUCACAACCACCACACCUUCACCAACAACGAGAACUGUUCCUCACCGUCCUGGCAGGCCCACCAUGAGCCUCACACCUUCGCUGUGUACCUUAACAACUCAGGCUACAGGACGGCCUUCUUUGGGAAGUACCUGAAUGAGUACAACGGCUCGUAUGUGCCCCCUGGCUGGAGGGAGUGGGUAGCGCUGGUGAAGAACUCUCGCUUCUACAACUACACUCUGUGCAGGAACGGCGUGCGGGAGAAGCAUGGCAGCAACUAUCCAAAGGACUAUCUCACAGACAUCAUCACCAAUGACAGCAUCAACUACUUCCGCUCCUCUAAGAGGAUGUACCCCCACCGACCAGUGAUGAUGGUCCUGAGCCACGCUGCCCCACAUGGGCCAGAGGACUCAGCACCACAGUACAGCACUGCCUUCCCCAACGCCUCACAGCACAUAACCCCGAGCUAUAACUAUGCUCCUAACCCAGACAAGCACUGGAUCCUGCGCUACACAGGCCCCAUGAAACCUGUCCACAUGCAGUUCACCAACAUGCUGCAGCGCCGGAGGAUGCAGACCCUGCUGUCUGUGGACGACUGUGUGGACAAGGUGUACAACAUGCUGGUGGAGACAGGUGAGUUGGACAACACCUACAUUGUUUACACAUCAGACCACGGCUACCACAUUGGUCAGUACGGCCUGGUCAAGGGCAAGUCCAUGCCCUACGAGUUUGACAUCCGGGUGCCCUUCUACAUUCGAGGACCCAACGUGGAGGCAGGAGCCAUUAACCCUCAUGUGGUGCUGAACAUUGACCUGGCUCCCACACUGUUGGACAUGGCCGGAGCCGAUGUUCCCUCUGAUAUGGACGGCAAGUCCAUCCUCAAACUCCUGGACACAGACAAACCUGUCAACAGGUUCCAGGUGAACAAGAAGGGGAAGAUGUGGAGGGACUCCUUCCUGGUAGAGCGAGGGAAGCUGCUCCACAAGAAGGCUGAUGGGAAGGAGGUGGCCCAGGAGGAGAAUUUCCUCCCCAAGUACCAGCGGGUCAAAGACCUGUGUCAGAGGGCAGAGUACCAGAGCUCCUGUGAACAGCCAGGACAGAAGUGGCAGUGUCUGGAGGACCCGUCUGGUAAGUUGAGACUGUAUAAGUGUAAGGGCAUGGCCAGUCUCUAUGCCCCACGUAUGCAGGCUCUGAUGGCCAGCAGUGGGUCCCAGCAGUGGGUUGGACACGUCUCCAAUGCUGGAGACAGCUGUGACUGUGGCCCCCUAGGCCUCAAAAUUACACCCCUGAAGAGGAAGAGACUGCCUACCAAGAAAAAGGUAAAGUCCACUAAGAGUCUGACUAGGAACCGUUGGGCCCGGUCCAUUCCCUUUGAGCUGGAUGGAGACCUUUAUGCUGUGGACCUGGAAGAGGGCUACAGGCCCGUGGGCCUCCGGAAUACCAGCAGGCCUGGGGAGAGGAGGAGAGGAUCGGUCCUGCAGGAGGACGACGAUGAGGAGUUCAGUGGAAUGGGAGUUACAGCCAGACCUACAACCAGCAACAGCCUUACACCACCUGCCGCUCUUAAAGUCACCUACAGGUGCUCCAUCCUGAUGAAUGACACAGUCAGGUGUGAUGGAGGACUCUACAAAUCCCUCCAGGCCUGGAAAGACCAUAAGCUCCACAUCGAGCACGAGAUUGAAACCCUGCAGACGAAAAUAAAGAACUUGCGUGAGGUCAAAGGUCACCUGAAGAAGGUUCGGCCUGAAGAGUGCCAGUGUAACACCCCCAGUUACCUGUCCAAGAACAAAGGGAUGUUCAGACUCGAUGCAGGCCGCAUUCACUCACUCAACAAAAUGCCCUCUAAGCAGAAGAAGCAGUGGCUGAUGAAGGAGCAGAAACGUAGGAAGAAACUCCGUAAACUGCUCAAGAGGCUCCGCAACAACGACACCUGCAGCAUGCCUGGUCUCACCUGCUUCACCCACGACAACCAGCACUGGCAGACUGCCCCCUUCUGGACAAUGGGUCCAUUCUGUGCUUGUACCAGCGCCAACAACAACACUUACUGGUGCCUCAGGACCAUCAACGACACACACAACUUCAUAUUCUGCGAGUUCGCCACAGGUUUCAUAGAGUACUUCGAUCUGAACACUGACCCAUACCAGUUGAUAAAUGGGGUUAGCACCCUGGACCGCACUGCCCUCAACCAGAUGCACCAGCAACUUAUGGAACUGCGGAGCUGCAAAGGCCACAAGCAAUGCAAUCCAGAGACAGGUGGUAAUGACAGAAACUCUUUAAGUGAAUACAGGCCAGUUCAUCGUCGAAAGAGGCCAAAAGUGAAGAAGCCCUCUUCCAAAUCCCUAGGGCAGAUAUGGGAAGGAUGGGUUGGUUAACAACCUGUGUCCCACAACCCACCACAUUGCAGUCUGCCAAUAGAGGAGGACCAGAACUACUGGAGAACCUGAGGACUUUGUACAGACUUCAUGGGAAUGUAAUCUGAUCUACCAUUAUUGUGGAAGUUCAUGGAGGACGAUGCUGAUCCAACAUUAGCUGCCACUGAUGCUCAGAUCAUCACCCAGCAAAGCAAAUACUGAAACAUCCAAGAAAAUGAAAAAUAUAACCUCUCCUGUCUUCUCUCUUUCUCUCUCACACACACACACACACUCAUUCACUCGCACAGGAAUGUCCUCACCUCUCAUCUCACCAGUUGUCAGGACCGCCAAACUGAGUUGGAGACUGAUCAGUUGAGUGGGGAUACACUUCGAACCUGUACUUUGACUUCCAACAGCCGCCCUGAGUGAACAGUGAAUGUGAGGUGUGUUUAAUAUUAGUCUCUCGUAACCGCCUUAACAUUGGGUACCGAGAUUAGUUUAAUGUCAAUUCUGCUGCCACAACCUGAAAUGUAUCAUCCCUUAUGGCAUUGUGCCACAUCUGGGUUAAAUCAUCACCCCGUGGGAGUAUAAUGUCAGGCGAUAACAUCAAGUCAAGCUUUCUUCUCACUGCACAGCAUGAAAGGUACUGUCCAGAACACGCUAGUACGCCUGAGGGGUAUGCUACAAAGCAGUAUAAAGGAGUUAGCCGGCUAACUUGCCUGAAUAUUCUGAAAUAACUUAUUACUUUUUAGAAAGAUAAGCUUGACAUAUGUAUGGUCUAAUUGACUUAACCAUAAACACAUAUCUAUGUUUAGCUUUCUUAAUGAACCAGAA